Messenger RNA from Synchytrium microbalum, 1239 nucleotides. RefSeq lists its product as uncharacterized. Gene Ontology annotation, biological process: regulation of glucose metabolic process; protein phosphorylation. Gene Ontology annotation, molecular function: pyruvate dehydrogenase (acetyl-transferring) kinase activity. The transcript has 7 exons. NCBI's taxonomy places the organism in Eukaryota, Fungi, Chytridiomycota, Chytridiomycetes, Synchytriales, Synchytriaceae. Gene Ontology annotation, cellular component: mitochondrion. The record is from RefSeq and is a predicted model, not a curated record. The coding region runs from base 1 to 1239 and encodes 412 amino acids.
AUGGGCAGCAAGUUUCCUGUGACCUUGUUGGACAAGAUCAAACAAUAUGCGACUCAUGCUCAGACGCCCGUAUCUUUGAAGCAAAUGGUCGAGUUUGGCCGAGUCCCGUCACAAGCUACAUUGUUAUCAGCAACCCGAUUUGCACAUCAUGAACUGCCUAUUCGCCUGGCUUACAGAGUAGUCGAGCUGGAAUCCCUUCCACAUUCCUUAUCAGAAAUGCCUUCGGUCAUCAAAGUAAAGGACUGGUACACACAGUCGUUUAACGAGCUCAUUGAAUUCCCAAAGCCGGAAGACUAUGGUGUACCUAGAAGUGCCAUAGUCCAAAAGACAGGUCCAGUCAAGUACUAUAAUGAUGCCGUCAAUCAACCACCAUCGCCUCCACCCCCCGAACUAGUCGCAUACAAUAAUGAAUUCUCAAAAACGUUGGAAAAUAUUAAAAGGCGGCAUGAUCCCGUCGUCACCACGCUGGCUCAAGGCAUACAGGAAGUCAAGGACCAUUGGAACAGACAGUCGUCACCGCUGACAAGCGAUGUAACAGGUGUACCUCUGCCGUCUGCUGUACAACAAUUUUUGGAUCGAUUCUAUCUUUCUCGUAUUGGCAUACGGAUGUUGAUUGGCCAGCAUGUCUCACUGGCGAAAUCUGCCAUUGACCCAAGAUCUACUCCACCCGAUCAUGUCGGGAUCAUUUGUACAAAGACAAACUUACGUAAAGUAGCGCAGGAAGCUGCUGACAAUGCACGAUUCAUAUGUCAAGAAUAUUAUGGACUUUGGGGUGGUCCAGAAAUCAAGCUGUUGAGCUCGGAAGAUAUAGAAUUCAUGUAUGUACCAUCGCAUCUACAUCAUAUGCUAUUUGAGCUCUUGAAGAAUUCAUUGAGAGCCGUGGUGGAACGUUUUGGAGAAGAUGCCGACAGCUACCCGGAAAUACGAGUAGUCGUGGCUGCUGGCAAAGAAGACAUUACCAUUAAAGUCAGCGAUGAAGGAGGUGGAAUUCCCAGGAGGGGUAUGCCAUUAAUAUGGACUUAUCUGUACACGACGGCGUCUACUCCCAUGCUGGAAGAAGGGUACAACAAAUCAGAUUUCAAGGCUCCUCUAGCAGGGUUUGGAUAUGGAUUGCCACUGUCGCGUCUCUAUGCACGAUACUUUGGAGGCGAUUUGAGGCUGAUUUCCAUGGAAGGGUACGGAACAGAUGCAUACUUACACCUGUCUCGACUAUCAGACAGCGAGGAGCCUUUACAAUAA